Uncinocarpus reesii 1704 is the source of this 3120-nucleotide messenger RNA. RefSeq lists its product as uncharacterized. Gene Ontology annotation, biological process: glycerophospholipid catabolic process. The coding region runs from base 1 to 3120 and encodes 1039 amino acids. The record is from RefSeq and is a predicted model, not a curated record. The transcript has 7 exons. Gene Ontology annotation, molecular function: protein binding; glycerophosphocholine phosphodiesterase activity. Lineage: Eukaryota; Fungi; Ascomycota; Eurotiomycetes; Onygenales; Onygenaceae.
AUGCGAUUCGGCAGGAACCUGCACCACCGGCGAGUCCCCGCCUGGACGGAAUGCUACAUUGACUAUUCUCGCUUGAAGGCCCUGGUCAACACCCAGGCAUCUCUCAUAGAUCUCAACAAAGCUAUCCACCUUGAGCUGGAGAUUGUUGACAAGUUCCUUUCUGUCCAAGAAAGCAACAUCGAAGCCAAAAUCUAUACUCUGAGUAAGCAUUGGGGCAUCACGAUUGGCUCAACGGAACCACUCGAGUAUAGUGGCGUCUCCCCGUUGGAGCUAGAAGACCUACAGAGCUCAUUGUUGGAGUGUGCCUACGACGUCGCCCAAUGUCACCAUUUUGCCAAGGUCAAUCACGAUGCUCUGUCUCAUAUCCUCGACAAGGCCGCCGUCACCUACAGUUUGGAAGAACCACUCGAUAUCAAUAUCCCUCCAAGGCUUGUUCGCCAUGGCCAAUCUUCUUUCCAUGACGCAUGGCUCACCCGGCUAAACGCAAACCUGCAACUCGUGCGAGAAGCUAUGGAACUAGAAGACGCAGGCACGUCUUCACGGUCAUUGCUUCUUGAGCUUUAUGGAAUGCACCUUUUUCCACCCGAAACUAUGCAGUGCCUGCGCGAGGAUGAUGCUGUAAACUUAAAGGCAGCUCUGAAUCGUCAAUACUCGACUUCCUCCCCGGAAAAGCAAUUGGUUCUCGCACGACUAGUUCAAGUCGCCACCAUUUAUCGAUCAUCCAGAUGCCGGAGUACUUGUCUGUCUAGUCUUCGGCCCUACCUAGGUGAAACCGUCAGCCCCAGGCACGAUGAGUAUUUGCAUCAUAUCGUACAGCAAUUCACCCGCUUUCAGCCGCCUUUGGACAAUUUCUCGGCAACAAAUGCCUUUCACCAGGUUCUGAAGCUCCUCCACCCAAGCCAACUCCCUCUACUGCAAAGUCAAGACACCUUAGGCCGUCUACCCCUUCAUCAUGCAGCUCGCCUAGGUCUUCAUGGGGUAUGUAAAGAAAUCAUAGCCGCCAUCCGAAACCCGGCCCUUGAACCUGUUACAGAACAAGUUCGUAUUUGCCCGGAUACUUUCGGUCAAACGCCGUUGGACUACGCGGUUCGGCACGGUCAUACAGCUGUGGUUGAACUUUUACUUUUGGAACAUAAGUCCCAAAAUUUUUCGGAUAGGCUUGAUACGGUCGAAGAAUCAGACCUCCUCGCGACAGCCAUAUCGUCCGAGUUCAAGGACAUUGCCAUGCGACUGAUCCAGGAAGGCUGGGGCUCGCGAUUUGUUAGCAAAUCCGGCAAGACUGUCCUGCAUUUGGUUUCGGAACAUGGACUCACAGACUUGGUUAACGGCCUGGUUGCGCUAAAAGUGGACAUCAACGCCCAAGACAGUGCCAGAGGGUGGACGCCCCUCGUUACCGCUUGCGUACAGGGACAUGCCAAUAUGGUCGAGGCGCUUCUUCAAGCUGGUGCAGAUACUGACAUACCGGAUUCGCAAGGGUGGCUAGCCAAGGAUCAUGCCGCGUAUAGGGGCCACAUCAAGAUUAUGAACGCGAUCAAAGCACAUGGCUCGCUCGCUUUAACGUCCAAACCUGGGAAACGAUAUGGUGGAGCGACCAUUUUACCUCGACGCUCAUCAACCGACUCCGUCAUUUUCAUCCACCUAGGGACGCUAGACCUUUUCAAGAGAGCAGCCGAGGUCGAUGUUACAUCAUACAGGAGACGCAUAUCACCAGUUCAACUACCUGAUACGUGCCUGGAUCUUAACAUCUCCCUUGACGGAGACCUCAACCAGCAAGCGUACACAGUCUCUCUUCCAAUUACCUCAGAAAUGUCUGACAAACCUUGGUGCUUCACAGCUAAAGAUCCAGACAGCGCAGCUAUUGUCUUUCAACUCACAAGCUCGUUGGAAGAAAAACCCAUUGGGACGGGUGUCGCACUUCUCGGCAGCCUAAAGGAAGCUUUGGGAGCAAACCGCGAGAGUCUAGUAAGGGACUUCACUAUACCACUUGUCAGUGACAGAUAUGGCCACGUCGGAACAGUGGUUUUCAGCUUUGUCAUCGCUCGCCCCUUUAAGCACGUACAACGCCCACCGAUGGACCCCCAGGUUCUCCAACUAGAGUCCUCAUCGACUCUGGGUGGUCAUCGCGGAAACGGACAGAACAGCAACUCACCCUGCUUACAAGUUGGAGAGAAUACGCUUCAGUCAUUCCAAACCGCUAUUGACCACGGGGCUGAUGUUGUCGAAUUUGGUAUGGCUAAGCUACCGGUCUGCGUUCUUCGUCUCCAGAAACAUCAUCUAACGUUACUCGCAGACGUUCAGUUGACCAAAGAUGAUAUCCCAGUCAUCUACCAUGACUUCAUCGUGGCUGAGAAAGGCUCCGACGCGCCCAUGCACACGCUUACCUUCAAGCAAUUCAUGGCCAUCAGCGAUGCGCAGUCCGCCUCGCAACUGCCCACCACUGCUUCCUCCAGGCUGCCUUGGGAUGAGCGCGACCGUCCUCGUGUCCUUCCAAGCCCGCGACGCAGUUCACUUUGUGCACCGCUAGACAGCGCCACUAAAGCGCUUGUCAGCCAGAUGGAACACACGUUAAACUACCCCAAUUACAAAGCUAAUCUCAGGAACUACAGUAUCCACGAGCCCUUUGUCACGCUUGAACAGCUAUUCCAUAACCUGCCGGAGGAGGUCUCGUUUGAUAUUGAACUCAAAUAUCCCAUGCUUUACGAAGCGGUUGAUUUUCAAAUGGACGUUUUUGCGUCAGAAGUUAAUCAUUUCCUUGACUCGAUCCUCGCUGUGACAUAUGCGCACGCAGGACCUCGUCGCCGAGUCAUCUUCACAUCGUUCAGUCCGGAGAUAUGCAUGGUGCUCUCGGUAAAGCAGCAGACAUACCCCAUCCUUUUUCUGAACGAUUCGUCAAACUGGCCGACAGGGGAUAUGAGAGCGACAAGUCUGCAGACUGCUAUCCGCUUCGCUCAUAAGUUCGGCCUGGCUGGAGUGGCCAUGGCGUCCGAGCCGUUCGUUGCGAGCCCCGGCCUGGUAGAAUUCGUGAGAAAGCAAGGACUGUACACAGCUACAUACGGACCAUUGAAUAAUGACACUAGAUGCAUAGAGGUAUUAAGAAAGAGAACAAGAAUCUUAAACUGA